Messenger RNA from Candidula unifasciata, 402 nucleotides. NCBI's taxonomy places the organism in Eukaryota, Metazoa, Mollusca, Gastropoda, Stylommatophora, Geomitridae. The record is from the annotation of a GenBank genome assembly.
GGCUGCAGAAUCACCGAUUGGCGGUAUUGCAAUAAACCUCCACCCACGCAGGUACACGGAGCUUGUGGGUGCAGCAGUAAGAAAGUGAUGACCUCUGGUGUUUGGCAAUACCGAUUUUACUUGUUGAUAAAUCCUGUGACUACUGACUAUAUAGGUUCCCAGUUCAUGUGCCAACUACACACAGUGAAAGACUCGCGCCAAAUGGAGGUUGUCUCGUUCACCCGAUGGCCGGACCGCAUAAUGUAUACCUGUAAAAAUACAAGCUUUGUUUUCGAUUGGGAAUUUAGUCCAAUCAGAGAAUCAAUUUUGUCAAGAUUUCACAUCAUCCGUAUUUCCUGGACUGCGGCAGGCAAGGGAUCUGUGCGAUAUUUGGGUACAUACCAUAUGAGUGACGACGGAAAA